AUGAAAGGAAGCGACGUCGACGCUUGCUUGGUCAUCCCGAGAUGUGCCCGCAAGCAAUCCUGGCUAACGAAGCUGCGACUAGUGCAAAGCCUGGUCAUCAGUGAGAGGAUGGGCAGCGUGGAGCUCGUUCGGGGAGCGCGGGUUCCUGUAGCAAAGAUCCGGAACUCCGAAGGUGACGACCUGUGCGAUGUGUCCAUCAACAACGUCGCAGCGCUCGAGAAUUCCAGGUUUGUGGGUGUGAUGUCGAGCUUUGAUGCGCGAGUGCCUCGCCUGGGACGUUUCAUCAAGCACUGGGCUUCGCAGCGCCGCAUCAACAACCGCUCGGAGGGAACUUUGAGCACCUACACGCUCAUCCUGCAGCUCUUUUACUCUCUCCAGCUCCGAGACCCACCCGUCCUGCCACGCGUGACCUGCAUGCUGUGCCCGGACUUGCUUCUUGGUGGCAUCAGAUGGCUGCGACGCCGAAACACUUAA
This is a messenger RNA of Symbiodinium natans, 474 nucleotides long. Lineage: Eukaryota; Dinophyceae; Suessiales; Symbiodiniaceae. The record is from the annotation of a GenBank genome assembly.